AUGUCUUCUGGCUUUCUUGGUGGAAAGCCCUACACAGGAGGGGGUGGAGCUCCACGGGAUCACGAGAAGCCUAUUGGAGGUUUAGCAGAGAAGCCCCAGAAUUACCGUCACGGGGUUGCAAUUCUUUUCCCCAUCUCUACUGUUACUUUUUGUACAAUUCCUAGCAAAACAUUGAAGCAGCUGCUAGACUGGAAAGCCUUCACCGAGGAGGAGGCCGAGAUGCUGGUAAACCCAUCCUUCUUCCGGAUGGUGGGGAAACUCCAGAGCAAGGUGGAGAAGGACCUGGAACUCUUGGACAAAUCUUUCGAGGCCCUGGCCAAGAAGACAGAGUGGCAGAGUGCAGACCUCUUCAACUACUUCCAGGAGGCUGUGCGGCUGUGGGAGGUGCACCAGAGCGUGCUGUCGGUGCAGGAGCUGGAACUGGAGAGGAGGAUGGAGCAGCACCGGCAGAAGCACAUCGUGGAGAACCAGAUGCAGGAGGCCUGCUUUGAUAAACUCCUGGAUCAGCUGAGACAACAAAGCCACGGAGAAACACUGAAAUUUCACCUGGAAAAGGCCAAAGAUUUUCUGAGGAACAUGAAAUCCAGGUAGGCCAACCAAACCCCAAAACACAGGAGGGGGUGGUCGAGAAUUAUAUCUAGAGUCGUAAGCAGCCUGCAUAGACAUCUUGAGGCACGCUUACCGUGAAAAUUGUGCUUUGACUUCAGAGAAUGGUGUGAUCCUUUGCAACUCUGUUUUCAGCAAGCACAGAGGCUUCCAGGGAGAAUUUUGAUAAGUUUGUGGAGUGAAAUUUCAAGGCCACAGGAUGUAUUGGGUCAUCAGAAAAGUCAUGACACA
Tupaia belangeri chinensis (Chinese tree shrew) is the source of this 837-nucleotide messenger RNA. RefSeq names its product coiled-coil domain-containing protein 180-like. NCBI's taxonomy places the organism in Eukaryota, Metazoa, Chordata, Mammalia, Scandentia, Tupaiidae. The record is from RefSeq and is a predicted model, not a curated record. Bases 1 to 591 code for a protein of 196 amino acids. The transcript has 4 exons.